Paramecium sonneborni is the source of this 363-nucleotide messenger RNA. The record is from the annotation of a GenBank genome assembly. Lineage: Eukaryota; Ciliophora; Oligohymenophorea; Peniculida; Parameciidae.
AUGAACUUUAUUAUAACAAAGUUCGAAAUAAACUAGUAUUAGUAGGAGAGACAAUUUAGUUGCUGUUAUGACUAUUAAAACAAGAAAGUGACAGAAAGUAUUAUGCUUGCUUAUCAGGCCUUAUUUUUAUAUAUAAAAUAAUUUAUACCAUGUUCUUAGUAUAAUUAUAUGUUUCUUGCAUUUAUUUAUUUUAAAUAAAAUGCUUCAUCUUAUUGUUUAAAAAUGAUGUUUAAAUUCAUAUAUUAAAAAAGAGUUCAAUCAUAAUUGAGGUUCUUUAUUAUCAAAAUCAUAAGUUAUGAUAAUAUUUUGAAAUUAUUUUCUACAACUAUAAAUUUAAGUUGGAAAACAUAAACCUUUAUAUGA